GACCCGCCCCGGGAAAGUUUCCCCGGCCGCCGGCGGAGUUGCGCGCGGUCCGGCCGCCGCGGCGGAAAGAGUUUCUCCUGAAGCCACCACCAGAGAGAGACCUCAAGAGAAUCCUGACACCCCUGAAAGGAAAAGAUACCAGUUGAAAGAGGUGGCGUCUCCUGGAUAGCACUGAGCUUGCAGUGGCAAGAGCUUCUGACACUGUCGUCAAAGCAACUUGAACCCUUUGAAUUUGGCUUCUAGAAACGAGGGCACGGUCCUUUUCCAGACGCCAGCCACUGAGGCAACUGUGGCCGAGUGCUUUUUAAGAUCUGUCCUUCGCUUGAUUUUGGUCAACCACAAACCUCCUGGCCCUUCAUCCCGCGUGCUCUCUUUCUCUCUCGCCUGUGGAUUCUGCAGCUCUGACUCAUCAGGCAGACAACUCAGCGGACAAGCUGGGCCAAUAAAAGAAAUACACAGCAGCCCCUUGGGCCAGGAGACGUCCUCUUGCUGACGCCUAAAGAACUGCCCAGGUGGAGCAUCAUGGAAGGCGACUGUCUGAGCUGCAUGAAGUAUCUGAUGUUUGUUUUCAAUUUCUUCAUAUUUCUGGGUGGGGCCUGUCUCCUGGGCAUCGGCAUCUGGGUGAUGGUGGACCCCACGGGCUUCCGCGAGAUCGUGGCUGCCAACCCCUUGCUCAUCACGGGCGCCUACAUCCUCCUGGCCAUGGGGGGCCUCCUUUUUCUGCUCGGCUUCCUGGGCUGCUGCGGGGCCGUCCGGGAGAACAAGUGUCUGCUGCUGUUUUUCUUCCUGUUCAUCCUGAUCAUCUUCUUGGCAGAGCUCUCCGCGGCCAUCCUGGCCUUUAUCUUCAGGGAAAAUCUCACCCGUGAAUUCUUCACCAAGGAGCUCACCAAGCACUAUCAGGGCAACAACGACACUGACGUCUUCUCUGCCACCUGGAACUCCGUCAUGAUCACAUUUGGUUGCUGCGGGGUCAACGGGCCUGAAGACUUCAAGUUUGCAUCAGUUUUUCGACUCCUGACUUUGGAUAGUGACGAGGUGCCCGAGGCCUGCUGCCGGAGAGAGCCCCAGACUCGGGACGGGGUCCUGCUGAGCAGGGAGGACUGCCUCCUGGGAAGGGACCUGUUUCUCAACAAGCAGGGCUGUUACACAGUGAUCCUCAACGCCUUCGAAACCUACGUCUACCUGGCCGGAGCCCUUGCCAUAGGGGUGCUGGCCAUCGAGCUUUUCGCCAUGAUCUUUGCCAUGUGCCUCUUCCGGGGCAUCCAGUAGAGGGCGUGACCUGAAGCCUGAAGACACCCUGCCCACCACUGCCCAGCACCAAUGCCCUCCCCUCCCCUGCACCCCUGCCCCCUUGGUCCCGGGGGAGGAGGUGAGACCAUCAUGAGUGACCAGAAGAAGGGGCAGGGGAAAAUAACUAUUUUUUUAUCAAAACAAAAUGACAAAAAUAUGGACUGAUGAUGUACCCCGCCUGGAUUCCAGGGUGGGAGCCAUGGGCUCUCUGCACCCAGGACAGUCUGCACUAGAGACCAAAGGAACACCAGUCCUAGGUCCCCUCCUUGGCCCUGCUGGACUCUGGCAGCCUCAGGACCUGGUGCCAAGAAAGUGAGGAUUUAUGCAACAAGGAGGCAGGAACAAAUCUUGGAGAGAGGUCCCCAGGGCCCAGGACCCCAAGGAGACUCAGUCACCAUGUCCUAGAGAACUCGCACCUCCCUUGCAAUCCCUGGUCCUCCAGUUGAUGGAGUUGUCCUGGCUCCUGCUAAGAGUGGGCUGCAGACCCCAGACCCCAGAAUGGCCUGGCUGGUGGACCAAAUCUGGGAGGCCCAGAGUGUCAGUCAGUCACACAGCACAUGUGUGACAUUCCAAAUAAGAACUGGGUCUCCAGGCUGCCCUCCACUCCCUCUGGGGCUCUGUCAGUCCAGCAAACCUUCUGCUCAUGCCCCUCCGACCUCAGCAUCAUGGUUUCCCCAAAAAAGACAGGGCAGGCUGGCCAGGAUAGCUCUUCCCUGUUGCACAGCUAAGAUGAUUUUGGACUGUCGCCCCUGGCUCCCCUCCUUCCUCCCCACACUUCUAAGCCCCCAGGAACACACAUGUACACACACCAGAGUCUCUUUUCCAUACUGCCCAUCUCCUCACGAGACCAUCCCCUUCUCUGUUUUCCACCAACUCCUGGGUUCCAGGGCUAGGAGCCCCUAAGUUCAUCUGGUCUUUUCCCCACCCAGAACCAUGGCUUGGAUAUCUUCUUUAAGAUCCUGGCCAAGACAUCUCCACCCUCCUCUUGUACACCUCCAGGGAUGGGGACCUUACUACCUCUCAAGACAGCAUUCUGCCUUUGGACUGCUGACUUCAGCAUCAGCUCAAUACACAGAAGAGACUUCCAUUUUUCUGUGGUUCCGUCCAAGGCAUACCACUUGCUCUCUCCUUCUUAAGUGUUAAGGCCACACACUGUCUGCCCCUGAGCUCCGUUAUCUCCAGGCUAAAGAAUUCCAGGACAUCAUUUCUGUGACAUGGUUUCCUGUCCCUUCACCGACCACAGCACAUUUCUAGUGCUCCUUCCAGGCUCAGGCAGGAAGAGGUCUUCCCACAGACUGACACCCACACACCACCCACAAAUCAGCCCUCAUAAUUCUAGACCAGCUGGAUUGUAAGAUGCCUGAUCAAUCAGGAAUGGCUGGUGGAGGCUGUGCAGAGGGUCUGAGGUUGCCCUGGGCUCAGUGGGAGAGGGCAGUGUAAUCCCGAUUAGUGACGUCUGCCACAGGCAUGGGAAUGGGAGGGAUAGCAGGCCCGGUGCCAGCUGCCAGCCUCCCCUCCUGCUUUCCACCCACUAGGCUUUGGCCUAGAGCCCAGUGCCCCCCUGCUCUGCCACCUGUCCCCUUCUGAGAUGCAGCCAGAGCUCCGUGCCUGCUGUAAAGAUUUGGUUAGACCUUCCUCUAUCUCUGCCUUCUCCCCUCCAACCCUCCCUCUAUUCCACCAAUUGGGUCUUUCCAAAUUACCCCUGUACCAGCCUCCCCUGGCAGUUCCAUGCCACAAGCUCCCUAGCAACUGGGCAUCCCAGGACCCAGGGGGCCCCGCAGCUGGUACCCCAGCCCAGCCUGAGAAGGGCCUGGGGCCUGCCCCUCCAGGUCCACCCACAUACUUCUACACAAGAGGCAAUGGCUGGCCUGAGGUUGACAAAAAGAAACUCAGGCUGGCUAGGCAGGACUCGAGGUCGAGUUGGCAGCUGUGUGGCUCCAGUCCAGAGAAGCCCAGGAGAACCUGGGGCCAUGGAGGUGGUAAGUGCCUGUAUGGCACCACCCCCUCCUGGGCCCCAUUCGAGUUUGAGGGAGAUCGUGGAGGACCAUUUGGCUGAGGCGGGCUCCUGGGUGGAUGUGAGACUCUCUUGCCAAGGGCUUUCCAGAAAGGUGCCAAGGAACCCUGAAUCUGACCUGCUGACCUCCCCAGCCACUGGCCACACUCAGGCUAGUGGCUCUUUGCAGGACUCCCUGUGGUCAUUCUGAGGGGCAGGGGUAUGGAAGUGCCACCCCAAUCUAAGGAGCCCCCCCAGGCUCCAGAUCUGGCCGCGCUGGUCCAGGUACAGCCCAUAUGUUAUAGGUGCUGGCGGCAGCUGAUGGCUGCUGGGGGAGGGAGCAGGUAGGGAUGCCCUGCAGACCUACGGAUAACAGGGCAAGGGCCAGGGAAGACCACACGUGAGUCAAGUACCGGCCCUGCUCACCCUGCUCCUAAACUACUGCUUCUGGGAAAAGGGACACAUCUUAGGGGCUGGGGCCCAUGCUCGGGCUCCCUUAUUCUUCUCAUAUCCAUCCCUAAGGGGCCCAUACCGGACCCCCAAACUAGCUGAGGCCCCAGCAGCCCAUCUCUGCAGAAGCCCCCUCUCCACUCCCCCGUGGGCCAUUGAAAGUCUAUUUUGAAAAUUGUAAAUGUCUUCACAGUAGGUAGCAGAGCUAAUUUAUCAUGUUUAUUCCUGUGCGCCCCUUUUAUAUUAUAUACCCAGAGUUUUGUAAUAUAAAACAGGACACCCACACUGAUGGUUUUGCACUGGUUUUUGUGACCGUUUCUUACAAAAUGAAAAAGGAACGAAGAAUAAAUAGUGACCGUGAA
This is a messenger RNA of Miniopterus natalensis, 4095 nucleotides long. The record is from RefSeq and is a predicted model, not a curated record. Lineage: Eukaryota; Metazoa; Chordata; Mammalia; Chiroptera; Miniopteridae.